AUGCAUGUUAAGUUAUUUAAAAGAAAUAAAGUAAAAUUAUACUUACAAUUAUUAGAUUAAAAAUAGAGGUUAAAUAUUCAUUUUUUUAAAAUAGAAAAGUAAUAUUUUUAAGCUUGUAUUAGAAUUUUUCAUAUUUACUACAAUUAAUAUUAUAAUAAUUGUGUUCUAUUUUGUUUUGCUCAAUAUUUGAUAUAAAUUGUUUAAUUUAUUUAGUAAAACCAUAUUAAGGUAUGUAUCAUAUUAAAAGUUAAAAAAGUUUUCAGAUAAAAAAAUUAUUUUGUUCUUUUUAAAUUGUAAUGUAAAUUUUCAUUAUUUAGUUUAAUUAAUAUUAAUUAUUUAUUCAGAUUAUACAUUUUUAUUUAAAAUUCAGGAAUUAAAUUUUUAAUUCUCCACAACCAUAAGAAUUUAACUGAACGUGCUAUAUUUAUUAAUAACCUUAUUUUUAUUCUAAUAAUUUUUAGGUUUUUCAAUAUAAUUACUUGUAAAAAUAAUAAAAGAUUUAUUAAGUAAAUAAAUUAUAGAAUAAAUGUCCUUUUUAAGUUUUAUUAGAUAUUAAAUUAGUAAUAUUUAAUAUUACAUCUUUAUCAUUUGUUUCAUAAUAGCUAAUAAGUUCAUAAAAAUCUGUAGAGUAAAAUUAAGCAAAUUGACUAUGUAGAGUAAACAGUAUAUUAAAAUAAAAUUCAACAUUCCAAAUAUAAAAAGUAAUUAAGUGGAAGAGGUAGUAAGUAAUAAAAAGAAAAGGCAGGCUAUCAUGAAUAAAAAACAAAAAAAAGAGCAUUAUUAAGAUUAAAUAAUAAAAACAACAAAACUGUAGAUUUUGUUAACAGCUAACAAUAAUACAUCUUUAAUUUUAUUAAUUAAUUUAAAACUAUAAAAAUUUACAGAAUAAAAGAAUAUUUAUAAAAAAUAUCUUGUAUCUAUUUGUCUAUCUAUCUAAUCAAAUCUGGUAGAAUUAAAUUUAAUAAAGUUAAUGUUUGUUUUAUGUCUAAAAAUUUAUAAUAACAAAUUUUAAUAGCUUAAUUUUUUGUUUCUUUUGUUUAAAUGUAUUCUAAAAAUAAACUAAUUUUUUAUGGUUUUUAUGGGAGUAAGUAAGUAGGUAGGUAAGUAAGUUACUUUAUUUUGUAUUUGAGAUAUGAAUUUCAAUAUAUAUUGAUCGCUUAGCUUAUUAAACUUUCAAACAGCUCAUUUACUUAAUAACCUGUUUUAGAGGAGACUUCGAAAAAUAGCAUCCCUAAAGAAUUUGCAAGUUAUUUACCUUCUAUAUACGAAACUUUUCUUUAUUAUUCUAAAUCGCAUUUAUUUCCAAUCAAAGCUAGUACAGCUACUUUAUUUGAUUUUUUUUAAUUGUAAUCUUUAAACCAUUAUUGA
Messenger RNA from Tetrahymena thermophila SB210, 1368 nucleotides. Its product is annotated as transmembrane protein, putative. The record is from RefSeq and is a predicted model, not a curated record. NCBI's taxonomy places the organism in Eukaryota, Ciliophora, Oligohymenophorea, Hymenostomatida, Tetrahymenidae. The transcript is spliced from 2 exons.